CUGAUGUUUCUUCCUCUCUCUAAAAUCAAUAUUUUUUUCCUUUCUACCAUCUUUCCAUGCUGCCAUAAUGGUGUGUGUGAAUGUCCUUCGCUGACGCUCUCAAGAAUAUCAACAAGGCUGAAAACAGAGGCAAAUGCCGGGUUCUUAUCAGGCCAUGCUCCAAAGUCAUCAUCCAGUUUCUAACUGUGAUGAUGAAGCAUCAUUACAUUGAUGAAUUUGAAAUUAUUGAUAAUCACAGAGCUGGGAAAAUUACUGUGAACCUCACCAGCGGGGUGAACAAGUGUGGAGUAAUCAGCCCCAGAUUUGGUGUGCAACUCAAAGAUCUAGAAAAAUGGCAAAACAACCUGCUUCCAUCCUAUCAGUUUGGUUUCACUGUACUGACAACAGGUAUCAUGGACCACAAAGAAGCAAGAUGAAAAACACACAGGAGGAAAGAUCCUGGGACUGUUUUUCUACAGAUGUAAUACAUAUGUGCAAGUAAAAUGCCUCAAUGGA
Molecule: messenger RNA, 495 nt
Organism: Artibeus jamaicensis (Jamaican fruit-eating bat)
Lineage: Eukaryota; Metazoa; Chordata; Mammalia; Chiroptera; Phyllostomidae
Product: 40S ribosomal protein S15a-like
Exons: 1
Coding region: 81-416 (111 amino acids)
Biological process (GO): translation
Cellular component (GO): cytosolic small ribosomal subunit; ribosome
Molecular function (GO): structural constituent of ribosome
Source: RefSeq, a predicted model, not a curated record